Molecule: messenger RNA, 1271 nt
Organism: Ceratitis capitata (Mediterranean fruit fly)
Lineage: Eukaryota; Metazoa; Arthropoda; Insecta; Diptera; Tephritidae
Product: serine protease persephone
Exons: 7
Coding region: 33-1202 (389 amino acids)
Biological process (GO): proteolysis
Molecular function (GO): serine-type endopeptidase activity
Source: RefSeq, a predicted model, not a curated record
UUUUCGAAAACCAGUUAAGAAAUAUAAAUAAAAUGAAAAAGCGCGUUGCCGCUCUACUCAUUCUAACCUUAGUCAAGGUGUUUGCUACCGAAGCCACUGCUGUCGAUUCUUCCCCUAACGUGGUGCCGUUAACUAUAUAUUUCGAUGCGGGCGAGGAUGUGGUGAAAGGUCUAGAAUUAUUAAGAUUAAAUGAAGGAAAGCAAAGGGAUUUAGAGGAAACACUGCAAAACCAACACAAUGAGAUUAUCAAUUUCAAAGAAACCGCAAGGCAAUUAAAUAAUAAAUUAUUGGAAUUAAAUGAGAAAUUAAAUGAAUUGAAUGGUAAAUCGACACAGAGUGCGCGCAGCAUCAAUGAAUCAAUAGAGAAACGUUUGUUGGAAAUUGAAAAUAAAUUGAAAUCAAUUAAUGUAAUUGUUCCGGAACAAAAUCCCCCCGAAAGACCGACAAGUAUUUUUGAAAUGUUCCUUCGUCCAGCGGAGCGUGCUUGCCAAGAAACACGUAGAGAAAUCCAACGAACUCAACCAAAUGCUACUGCACGUAGCGAAUUUUCAUAUUUAGUGAAAAUUGGUAAACUUGCAAUUGGUGGUUUCAAAUUGACUUGUAUCGGAACAUUGGUGGACAAACGUUAUGUGAUAGCUGCAGCUCAUUGCUUGGAGGAUUCCAAACCGACGAUUGUGCAAUUGGGUAUGAUGAGUGGGAAUAUAUCAAAUACAUGGGAUUAUACAAUAAUGGUUAAUAUUAAGAUUUUUUGUUUUCAGAAAAUCCAAUUGCGUCCAAAAUAUAGUAAUAGAUAUCGUAAUAUUAUUGGUUUAAUUGAAUUGGAGAAUGACGUGAAUUAUUCUACAUUAAUUUAUCCCAUCUGUUUGUACACUGGAGUCCCUAAACCGGAAACUGGUAUAAGAAUACCAAAUCCUAAACGUGAUGGUGAAUUGCAUUGGAUGAAUAUUUUAACUCUACCAGACUCAUUGUGUUUUCAAAAGCAAAAAGAUGAGUUUGUAUUUUGUGCAAGCAUUGCAAAACAAAUUGACACGAAUUGUGGAUCUAUCAAAGGACCUUUGAUUUGGACAAAGAAUGAGUCCCUAAAAGAAUAUCGUCUGAUCGGCUUUCCAGCAGUUUACUCCAACGUGUGUGGUCUCUCAUUCAAUGCUACGGAUAUAACGACACUUUUGGAUUUUAUCGAAAGCAUUGUAUGGGCAACUUGAAGGAAACGCAAAAUCGCGAAAAAGUUUGUACUUCGAAAAAGUAAAAUACCCUUUGUUUUUGUUUUUUAU